Mytilus californianus (California mussel) is the source of this 6365-nucleotide messenger RNA. RefSeq names its product two pore calcium channel protein 1-like. Gene Ontology annotation, molecular function: monoatomic ion channel activity. The record is from RefSeq and is a predicted model, not a curated record. Gene Ontology annotation, cellular component: membrane. The transcript is spliced from 20 exons. NCBI's taxonomy places the organism in Eukaryota, Metazoa, Mollusca, Bivalvia, Mytilida, Mytilidae. Gene Ontology annotation, biological process: transmembrane transport; monoatomic ion transport.
UAAAAAAAUACGCCCCCAAAUUGAUGUCUGCUAGAACAAUAUUGGAAAUUGGAACCUCUCAUGUCACAUAGGGUUUUGUUAUCAGUAAUAAUAUCAUAAUUAACUUAUUUAUAUGUAGAUCUGAAAAACGAAAAUGAACGAUUCAUUUCGUGUGAAUCUAUUUGCUGAAGCAAGGUCUGCAUGUGAUGUGUCUAGAAAUUAGAAUGUGAAAUGGCAGAACCACAAGCAACAACAAAAGUGGUGAUUGAACUGUCUGGGGAAAAUGCCUCAGCUAUAAAGGAUUGUGAUGUUCAGCAACAGCAAAGUAACGAUCGUCAAAUUACUGACAACCAAAAGAAUGGUCCUGUAGUUCAAAAUGGGCCAAAAGAUACCUUAGAAUUGCCACCUCCUAUUGUGAGAGCACAUUCAAAAGAAUCCCUCAGAUCACAGAGUAGCAUAGAUCAACAACUAAAAGAAGAGGAUUUGGUACUUGCCACAACAUUAGUAAUAGAUGCUAAAUCUGGUAGAAACUUUCAGUAUAAAACAGAUGCUAAGUAUGUAAAGUUUUAUAAUUUGUACCAUUCUUGGAUAUUAAGAUGGUUGUUAUAUCUGUUCAUUGCCAUAGAUCUUGCCUUAGCCAUGUUUGAGAAGCCUGCAAAUCCUGACAUGCUUUGGCCAAUUGGGGCAACAAUUAGCGUAGAAAUUAUUUGUCUACUCUUCUUCCUGUUUAGAUUCUGUCAUGCAGUGUAUUUCAGUAUACCAAGAAUUUUUUGGCGGGAUACUAAAAAUAUAUUGAUUUUAGCAAUUAUUGUUCUAACAUUUUUGGACAUGAUAUGUUUCCUAAUUUGGGAUAAUGUGGCACAUGAGACAAACCCUAUUAGAUGGUCUAGACCACUUCGUCCACUGUUUAUCAUCAAUUUCUCAGAUGGAAAACAGAUAAGAAGAGCAUUUCGUAAUAUAAGAAGAACUGUUCCAGAAAUACUCAAUAUUUUAGUUCUAUUUUUUCUUAGUAUUGCUCUGUUUGCAUUGCUGGCUUUGAAAUUAUUCAAUAAACGAAACCUUACAUAUCCAGAUGGUAAACCUUAUUUCAAAGACUUUUUUGAAAGUGUAUGGGACCUUUAUGUUUUAGUUACAACUGCCAAUAACCCUGAUGUCAUGAUGCCAGCAUAUGAUGAGAGUAAUUGGUUUGCAUUUUUCUUCAUUAUUUACAUUAUUAUUUGUUUAUACAUAUUCAUGAGCAUAAUUUUGGCUGCAAUUUACUACAACUACAGGAAUAAUUUGAAAAAUGAAAUAAGAGCCUCUGUGUUUGGAAAAAGAAAGAAAUUGAGUGAAGCAUUUGAACUCCUGAAGGUUGACAGAGGUAGAAAGAUGGUUGUUACUUAUCUUACAUGGUGCCAACUAUUGAAAAAAGUAAUACCAAAGAAAAGUCAGGCACACAUAGACCUCUUGAUGAAAAUACUUGAUACAGAAAUGAACCAUCAAAUAGUGAAAAAAGAAUUCCUUAAACUAGCAGACCUCUUGCAACUUGAACUGACAGAGGUUACUGAUAGAAUGACAUUUUUAGAGAAAUAUAUUCCAACUAUUUACAACUCAGCAAUCAGUAGAGUACUGAAAAAAGUUGUAAGGCAUAAAGUUUUUCGUUAUUUCUUUGAUUUCCUGAUAUUUGUGAAUGCCUGGUUCAUUGGAUUUGAUGUUGACAAAGCUGAUUGGUUCUUCCUUGCCUUGUUUACUGUAGAAAUUCUUCUCAAGCUGUACACAUUUGGACCAAAAGAAUUUUUUGUUAGAUUUUGGAAUUCAUUUGACUUUCUGGUGGUGUUUUCAGCUGUAAUUGCCUCAGCUAUAGAGGCUGCAGAGGGAGCAUCAAGAGAAGAAUUCAAAACAUUAGAUUUGCUGCUUGUGUUGAGAGUUCUCAGACUUGUGAAGAUUUUUGGAAGCAUACAAAGGUUUAAAGUUGUAUUGCAGACUAUUAUAAACAUUGGACCAUCUAUAUUUACCUAUGGUGGUGUCAUAUUUGUAUUUUACUAUAUCUUUGCCAUCAUUGGGAUGGAAAUAUUUAGUGACAAGUUUGAUUAUUAUGGAUAUGAGACCAAUGUAACAGAUGAGAGCCAUUUCUGUGGUAAUCCUAAACUGAAUGGUACAGCUUUCUUCAAGUUUCAGUACUGUAAUAACAACUUCAAUGAUUUCUUAAAGUCUCUAGUCAUUUUAUGUAUGAUUGCUGUGCCUAUUUUCAAAAUUAUUUCUGAUGUUCCUUAACUCUAGCCACUGAUUGCAUCUGGUUUUGUGGCUGUCACCAGUAAGGCUGCUAGACUCUACUUCUUUAUGUUUCAUUUAACCUGUGUUGUUAUUGUUCUCAAUAUUUUCAUUGCAUUCAUCUUGGAAGCAUUCAUUUUGGAGUAUACUAUAGAUAAAUCUGGAAGACUGGAAUCUUGUGUAGAAAGUAAAAUAAAAGAGCUAGGACUAGGCAUUGGACAGGGUACCAGAAAGACAAACACCCAGGAGCUACAGAAGGAUGAUACAGAACUGGUUCCAAAUGAGCAAUUACCAGAACCCUCUCUAGACAUUGAUGCUGAAUCAGACACAGACAGUAUACCAGAUUUAUCAGUAGAAACUGGGUUAAAGUUCCAUUUGAAAAAGAAAAGUCGAAAGAAGGUGGAGGUAUUACUUCAGCAGAUGUUUGAAGGAGAAAUAGACCCAGAAGAUGAUGGCCAGUAUUUUGACGAAGAUGAAGUUAAAGUUGUACCAAGAAAAUUAACCUUAGAUACUGUUUCAUAAUAUUGUGCAGUUUGUUUUCUUUUUUUUCUCUAGGGGUUCUGUAAGUGUUUGAAUUGCAUUGUUUAUCUAGCAAUGACAUGUAUGCCAUACUUGAAACAAAGUUGCUGAAACCAUGAUUUUGUAGUUUUAUCUUCAAUGAAAUUUUAUGACAUUGUUUUCAUAUAACUUCAUAAUAGUUUGCUAUUACAUUAUUAUUGGUAUCAACUGAUAAAUUUCAUAACUAUUUUAACCAAUGUUUACGGACUUUCAUGAAUAAAAUUUUGCACACUUAAAGAGCCCUAAGUGUAUGUACCUGCAACUUGGUCUGUCAUGUCUCAUUUUUAUUUUUCCAAGUAACAAAAAGUGAAAGAAAGAUUGAAAUACAGAGCUGGUGUUUCCAGGAUGAGAAUACUUUGGUCCAAAGUUUUUAAAAUGACCAGAUUUAGGUCUGGAAAAUUUCAUAUACACAGUUAAGGUUCAGUCGAUACUGUUUACAAUUUUUUCAAUUAUUUAAGACUAUUUUUUAGAUUCAUCUCCUAAAAUUGCAGGUACCAAAGAGGGUGUUUGAUGUUUUAGUAUACAAGCAUUGAAAAACAAUUCAAAAUUUUGUCCUAUCAUUUACAAAGCUGGAGGAUCUGAUACUUGAAGUAUCAAUAUAACAUAUUAUGAAAAAUGAUUUCAAAUUCUGUGGGUGUUUUUACAAAUAAUUGUAAAUAUGAUAAUAUUCAUUCAUAAUUUAUGAACAGUCAGUAUAAAUUACAAUCAAUUUAUACUUGUAAGAUUGAUGUGAAAAGAGCAUCUGAAAUUUUCAGUAAUUGUGAUUAGCAAUACCCCGGUACUUUAACUUGUGCUACAAGAUAAACUAUAUUGUAAGUUAGGGCAUAUCAAAUUGCAAAUACUACAUUGGUUUUUUUUUUUAAUAUCAGAAAUUAAUCACUUAAAAUAACUACUGUCAGUUCUUGUAAGAAAAGUUUUGGGAUUAUACAAAUCUUAUGUCAGAAAACAUUAAAUGUGGAUUAUACUCCAAUAGUGGGAGAUCAAGUCACACUAAUAUAUUCAUGAAAUAUUGGGCAUUUUAUAUCAAAUGUACAUAUAUUAAUUUAUAACAGGUCUUUUGGACUUUUAAUGUGAUAACAGGAUUGAUGACAGAUGUCUCUGUAUAUAUUUGAACAGUCUUCCUUAUUAAUUUUCAAGAGUAGUUAAUGGGUCCAAACUAAUGUCAAGGAAAAUUUACAUUUUUCACAUUUUGUACGAUAACUCAAGCUUUCUGUCACCCAUUCACAUAAUACUAUAGUACUAACUUAUUAUAUACUAUUUAUUACAUUUGUUUUAUACUGUUGGGAAGGGUUGUAUCAUGUACUUAUGGCACAUUUAUAUUUACACAUAAUGCUUGGCAUAAGUAUAUUGUGAGGUAUCUGUCAAUUAUUGAAAUAUCCUAAUCAAUACUGGAAACAAUACUCAUAUGUGUCAGGCUCACCAGUAAUGUCGUAACUCAGAGCAAAUGAAGAAAUUCUGUAAACUAAUCUAUGUUGGUCACAAUAUUGCAAAAACAAAAUGUGUUUUCAUCAAACUAAAUAAUUUUUUUUGCCAAUAUAUCUUACUGUAAACUCUUAUUUAGUAUGAUAUCAAUUUUCGGUUGACAAUACUCAAAUACCAUAGUGAAUUUGGAGAUUUAUUAAUUUUUUAUAAUUUUAUGAUAGCUAUUAAAGUCAUAAAAAAAAAUUCCUUUGGAAAAAUGGCUUAUUCCUGAUACACAUCAUAUUACAAAACUACAGAUAUUCAAAACAUGUAUUAACUAACAAUAUUUAAUAAAUUGGAUGUGAUGAUAAGUAAUACACAUUUGUAAAAGUAUAGUAAAUACCAUUAUCUUUUCCUUUCAUUAUGUCUUUGUUUAUUUAGCAGGAUCAUACAUAGUUGAUAUUUAUAUUAGUGUAAACAAAUGAUUGUGGAUUAAAUUUUUGAAGUUGCAAUCAUUUCACAUCUUAUUUUACAGUAACAUGGAGUUGAAAAAAGCUCAUGUUAAAACCAAACUUUUUUAAGAAAUAUUUGAUGUUAUAAUCAUGACAAAUAUGUCUUACUUUAAACAAUUGAAAUUACAUUGAAGUAGAUUAUGCUUUUGUGAGUAUGUUAUUUCAUAUUCCUUAAUAACCUCUUUUUUUUGAAGAUUUGUUUUUAUAAUUAGGCCAACAUUCUGUAUUGCCAAAUUGUAUUUAUUUGAAACAGGAAAGAAGUCUCCAUCUGUGAUUUGUUGUUAUAUUUUACACUAUGUAAUUUUUCAAGAUUAUAGGGAUAUUGUCUUUCAUUUUUGAACAAGUCAAGGCAUGUAUUGGUUACAUAAUGAAUGCAAUAUGAUGUCCUAGUGCUUUUAAACAAAAUAUGUAGAGCAGAAUUAUUGCCUGGAUGACACUUUCAUAAGCCAAAAAAAAACCUUCAGUAUGACUUCAUUUGAGAUGGUAAUGGGCUUUGUAAUGUUGAGUUUGAACCUCUGACAGAAUAUACAAAGCAGGAACAGACCUCAAUAUUUAUCUCAUUUCAAUUAUGUUUUCAUGGUUAGAAAUGAAUAGUGUUUUCUUUUAUAUUCAUUUUUGAUAACCAGGGUACAUAUCCAUGUAUUAUGCAGUCAGACAAUUUUUAAUAGUCACUGAGAGUAUAAUAUCUUAGGCCAAAAAUUAGCGGAGUCUAAAAAUAAAACAUGAAAGUUUUCCCUUUUUUAAAUAAAAAUACGAAAUUAUAAACCUAAUAUCUUUGAUGAGUUUUUAUUACAACAUUAUGUAGGUUAUUUCUUUACCAACAUUUUUCUAAAAACUCCAGUUGAAUGCUCAAAAAUGUGUUUCUUGAUAGACAAUAUCCCUUUAGACUUUAAACAUAUUAAUAAAACUCAAGCAUUGUAGAUAUUUUUGUUAAUGUUUGUAAAGUAAAGGAUAUUUAAAAGGUGCAAUAGUUGUUAAUUAGUGCAUUUCAUUUGUUUAUUUAAUGUAUUUUCAUUUGUUUAUGUUUGAUUUUGAUGAAGAAAAAAUAUUUUCAAGCAGUGCAAUAGAUUUUGAACACAAUGUUGAUUGUUUUUUUAUUAAGAGGGCAUACAUAAAUAUUCUCUUAUGAACCCAGCUGCCCAACUUGUUUUAAUGUUUGUUUGAAUAGUCCUUUUGAUUUGCAAACUUGCAGGCAACAUGCAAUCCAAUUUAGCUAAAGCUAAUCAAUGUGACUCUACAGCUGUAAUUGAAUAAAAUACAUUAAAGGAAAUACACAAUAAGAUGUUAUUUGGGCAGAAUAUAUGUUCAGUUGUCAAAUGGUAGUAUCUUCUAGGUAACUUUUGUUAACACAAUCUUGUUAACCAAUAUGACCCCUUAAAACAACUUAAUCAUCUCUCCUUUUUCUUAGUUCAAAUUGAUUAUCAGAUCAAUCACCAUUUUGAAGAUAAAAUUGUUUAUUGUGCAUCAUAUUAAGCUUCUUCCUGUUACACCAUGCUGCACUAUGCACUACCCUUUAUUUGAAAGUUUCUGUGUGUCUAGUCAUAAAAGUUUACACCAAUAGCAUUGGUGUCCAGAAUAUGUUGAAUAAUUAUAUUAUACAUAUUUUGUCUGUAAUUAUGUAUACUAACAAUGUAUUUUGUUACUUAAUAAAAAUUUUGAGUUAAA